GCGUGGGCCUUUUGCAGAGAACUUUCCUCUCAAAGAGAGAGGUACUGAAUCAAAUUGACAUGCUCCGGCCGGCGGAACAUGUCAGACGCGCACCCAGUACCAUUUCCAGCCCAGCGAAAAGUCCGCGCGCCCAUCGCUCCAGACUAUAAAAUCUGCCGCGCGCACCCAUUCCCCUCGCAUCCAUCUCAACAAGCUCCUCCUGAAAUCUGAAGCAAGCACCACCCGGCGUAGCUAGCUUCCUACACUGUCUGUAGCCAGUCGCUACCUGACUACCUCUUCACCGGUCACAUAGCUCGUACACUCAUACACGUACACGCGCAUGGCCGCUUCGUCUUGCAUGUCUUCCCUCGGUUUGUUGUUAGCCGCGCACUGCGCCCUCCUGCUCGCCUUGGCUGGAGCGGCUCAUGGCCACCCUCAUCUCGCCGGCUCGGCGCUGAGCUCCUCGUUCUACGACGAGUCGUGCCCCGGCGCCUACGACAUCGUCCGGCGCGUCAUCCAGGAGGCCCGGGUCUCCGACCCGCGCAUCCCGGCCAGCCUCACCCGCCUCCACUUCCACGACUGCUUCGUCAACGGUUGCGACGGCUCUCUUCUGCUGGACGACGACCUCCCGAUGAUCCAGAGCGAGAAGCACGUGCCCGCCAACAACAACUCGACGCGCGGCUUUCCCGUGGUCGACGACAUCAAAUGCGCGCUGGAGAACGCGUGCCCCGGCAUCGUAUCCUGCGCCGACAUCCUCGCCCUGGCAGCCGAGAUCUCUGUCGAACUCGCCGGAGGCCCCGGCUGGAGGGUGCUGCUCGGCCGGCGAGACGGCACGACGACCAACAUCGAGAGCGCCAAUAACCUCCCCAGCUUCACCGACCCCCUGGACAAGCUCCAGGAGAAGUUUAGAAACGUCAACCUCGACGACACUGACCUCGUCGCCCUCCAAGGAGCGCACACAUUCGGUAAAGUGCAGUGUCAGUUCACGCAGCAGAACUGCACGGCCGGACAGGCCCAGGGUGCACUGGAGAACCUGGACCAGGUCACACCCAAGGUUUUCGACAACAAGUACUAUGGCAACCUCUUGCAGGGCCGCGCCCAGCUCCCGUCGGACCAGGUUAUGCUGUCUGACCCCGCUGCGCCGACGACCACCGCCCCCAUUGUUCACUGGUUCGCAAGCAACCAACGUGAUUUCUUCAGAAACUUCGCAGUAUCCAUGAUUAAGAUGGGGAACAUCAGCCCACUGAUGGGGAGAGAUGGAGAGAUCAGGACGAACUGCCGGAGGGUUAACAACAAAGGCUACUGAAGACUCCAAUUCAAUUCGAUUGGUUUCUUUUUUAACCAAUUGUGAUGCCUGUGUACAUCAUCCGUUCAAUUCCAUUUCUCAUUAUUUGUAACUGUAAAGUGUUCCCUUUUUUCCUUUUCGGAAAAGCAAAUGUGAAAAUGUUCU
Molecule: messenger RNA, 1429 nt
Organism: Phragmites australis (common reed)
Lineage: Eukaryota; Viridiplantae; Streptophyta; Magnoliopsida; Poales; Poaceae
Product: peroxidase 2-like
Exons: 4
Coding region: 320-1285 (321 amino acids)
Biological process (GO): response to oxidative stress; hydrogen peroxide catabolic process
Molecular function (GO): heme binding; peroxidase activity
Source: RefSeq, a predicted model, not a curated record